AUGUCCUCUUUCCUCGCUCCUUAUCUCCCAUCCUCCGCAGGAUGGCUCGCAUACUGGCAGCUGUUCGUUGCUGGUGCGGCCGUGUUCAAUAGCAUCCAGAAUCUUCUGACGCUCAAGCUGACCCGUAAACUCUACAACAAUGUUCCCGCCACCUCUGUGACCGCCCUCCAAGCGCGUACCUUUGCUGUGUGGACUCUGACGUCCGCAGUCAUUCGUGGUUAUGCUGCAUACAAUAUCAACAACAAAAUUAUUUAUGAUAUAGCACUCUUGUCCUAUCUCAUUGCCUUUGGCCACUUUUUCUCCGAACUCCUCAUUUUCCGAACGGCAAAGCUCUUUCCAGGUGUAAUAAGCCCUGUCAUUGUCUCAACUACAAGUCUUGUCUGGAUGUUCACCCAGUAUGACUUCUAUGUUCGAGGGUGA
Messenger RNA from Psilocybe cubensis, 420 nucleotides. RefSeq lists its product as uncharacterized. The coding region runs from base 1 to 420 and encodes 139 amino acids. NCBI's taxonomy places the organism in Eukaryota, Fungi, Basidiomycota, Agaricomycetes, Agaricales, Agrocybaceae. Gene Ontology annotation, molecular function: protein-macromolecule adaptor activity. The transcript is spliced from 5 exons. The record is from RefSeq and is a predicted model, not a curated record. Gene Ontology annotation, cellular component: membrane; endoplasmic reticulum.